Molecule: messenger RNA, 2463 nt
Organism: Fraxinus pennsylvanica
Lineage: Eukaryota; Viridiplantae; Streptophyta; Magnoliopsida; Lamiales; Oleaceae
Source: the annotation of a GenBank genome assembly
AUGGUAAAGGUUUAUCGAAACAGCUCAGUGGAGUGGAAUCCGUCCGCUGUUGUAGCCCUAGCCACCAGCGCCGACGGCUCCCAAGUCGCCGCCGCUCGCGGAGACGGUUCACUUGAGAUUUGGCUCGUCUCCCCCGGCUCCGUUGGAUGGCACUGUCAGCUCACUAUACAUGGGGACCCUAAUUCGAGGAUGUCGUCGCUGGUGUGGUGUCCAUCGGGGCCAAGAGGUUCGUCAUUGGGCCGGUUGAUAUCUUCCAGCAUUGAUGGAUCGGUUUCUGAGUGGGACCUUUACGAUUUGAAACAAAAGACAGUUCUAGAUUCUAUUGGUGUCUCAAUAUGGCAGAUGGCAGCAGAACCAUGUAAUAAUCCGCAGUUAAAUGAAAAGAAGGAAAUGAAGGUUUAUGAAAAUGGCCAUGCUAGUCCUAGAAUUAAUGGUGGCGAGGAUGAUGAAAAUAGUGAUAGUGGACAUGACAGCGAUAGCAAUGAUUCGGUUGAGAUUCAUGAGGACCAUGACACCAAGUACACUCGUCUUGCAUUUGCUUGUGAUGAUGGCUGUAUACGAAUAUACAACAUAUCUGACUCGGAAAAACUAACUUAUAAUGGAACAUUGCCAAGGGUUAGUGGACGUGCUUUAAGUGUAACCUGGAGUCCUGACUCACGGAGGAUUUAUUCUGGAAGCAGUGACGGGUUCAUAAGAUGCUGGGAUGCUAAACUGGCUCUUGAGAUUUAUAGAAUAACCGUCGGGCUUGGAGGUCUGGGUAGUGGUUCUGAGCUCUGCAUAUUGUCAUUACUUGCACUUAGAAGUGGGACCAUUGUCAGCGCCGAUAGUUCUGGCAGUGUGCAGUUUUGGGAUAGUCAGGUUGGAACUCUUUUUCAGGCACAUUCUUGUCACAAGGGUGAUGUGAAUGCUCUUGCAGCAUCACCUAGCCAUAAUAGAGUGUUCUCUGCUGGUUCAGACGGUCAGGUUAUACUCUAUAAGAUUUCUAGUGAUGCUGUUGGCUCUAGUGAUGGCAAGUUUGUUUCUGAUCCAAUUAAGAAAUGGAUCUAUGUUGGCUAUGUGAGAUCUCAUACACAUGAUGUGAGGGCCUUGACUGUAGCGGUACCUAUCAGUCAUGAAGAUGUCUUUCCUGAUGAAAAGGUAAAGAGGGCCCGUGGCAGGAUGAAGCCCCUUGACUUUAGUUACCAUAAGUGGGCCCAUUUAGGUGUACCCAUGCUUAUUUCAGCUGGUGAUGAUACAAAACUUUUUGCGUAUUCUGCCAAGGAGUUCACCAAAUUUUCUCCACAUGAUAUUUGUCCUGCACCGCAGAGAAUGCCCAUGCAAUUUGCUACAAAAACAUUUUUCAAUCAGACUCCAUUGCUUCUUAUCCAAGCUUCUUACUGGUUAGAUAUUUAUUCCGUUCGUGUAAAGAAAGAUGUCUCUGACGUCAGUCCAAGCUCCUCUCCUGGGCUUGCAACCACUGAUUUGGUGGCAAGAAUUAAAUGCAAAGCUUCUCGGAAGAUAAUUUGCAGUACGAUUUCUUCAUCAGGCACUUCAUUUGCUUAUUCUGACCAUAUGAAAUCCAAUCUAUUUGAAUUGAAAGGGAGUAAGUCAGGCAAGCAUGUCUGGACUGUAAAGAAAAGGAAGCUCCAGUCAGAAUUGCCAUAUGCCCAUUGCAUGGCUUUUAGUUCUGACUCUUCACGUUUAUUGAUAGCAGGGCAUGAUCGGAGGAUAUACGUAGUGUAUGUGGAAAGUGGUGAACUGGUUCAUGCAUUCACUCCUUGUCGUAGAGACCAAGAUGAGGAAUUGCCACCCAGUGAACCUCCUAUCACAAAAAUGUUCACAAGUAUUGACGGCCAGUGGCUGGCAGCCAUCAACUGUUUUGGAGAUGUUUAUAUAUUUAAUCUGGAGACGCUAAGGCAACAUUGGUUCAUAUCAAGAUUGGAUGGGGCCUCCGUUACAGCUGGUGGUUUUACUCCACGGAAUAGCAAUAUUCUCAUAAUCUCCACUUCUUCAAAUCAUGUUUAUGCAUUUGAUGUGGAGGCCAAACAGUUGGGGGAGUGGUCCAUGCGGCACACAUUUUCUCUGCCUCGAAGAUAUCAAGAAUUUCCUGGAGAAGUUAUUGGUCUUUCGUUCCCACCAUCAUCUAGUUCAUCAUCUGUUAUUGUCUAUAGUCCUAGGGCUAUGUGUUUAAUCGACUUUGGGAUGCCAGUUGAUAGAGAGGAUGACACUGAAUUGGCAAAUGGUGAGGACUUGGCGUUGAGAAUGUUGCAGUGCAAUGGAAAACUAAAGCGUAAAUUGAAAGAUUUUGAAUUAGAAACUAGACAAAGCGGUAGAAAGAACUUUGAAUUCUGUGCUUUCAGAGAUCCUGUUUUAUUUGUCGAUCAUCUUUCUAGAAAUUCUCUCUUGGUCAUAGACAAGCCAUGGAUGCAAGUAGUUAAGACUUUGGAUACUGCACCGGUUCACAGACAUAUUUUUGGGACAUAG